GAGUAAAUCAUGGGCAAAAUUAUCGGUAUCGACCUGGGGACCACCAACUCGUGCGUCUCGGUCAUGGAAAACGGCAAGGCCAAAGUUAUUGAGAACGCCGAAGGCGCGCGUACCACGCCGUCGAUUAUCGCUUACGCCAAUGACGGCGAGAUCCUGGUCGGUCAGUCGGCCAAGCGUCAGGCGGUGACUAACCCGCAUAACACUCUGUACGCGGUAAAGCGUCUGAUCGGUCGUAAGUUCGACGAAGAAGUCGUGCAAAAAGACAUCAAGAUGGUGCCUUACAAAAUCGCCAAGGCUGACAAUGGUGACGCCUGGGUUGAAGUGAACGGCAAUAAAAUGUCCGCCCCGCAGAUCUCGGCUGAAGUCUUGAAAAAGAUGAAGAAGACUGCCGAAGACUAUCUGGGUGAAGCUGUGACCGAGGCGGUGAUCACCGUUCCGGCUUACUUCAACGACAGCCAGCGUCAGGCGACCAAAGAUGCCGGCCGCAUCGCAGGUCUGGACGUAAAACGUAUCAUCAACGAACCGACCGCUGCUGCUCUGGCUUACGGUAUGGACAAGGCCAAAGGCGAUCACACCGUGAUCGUUUAUGACCUGGGUGGCGGUACCUUUGACGUAUCGGUGAUCGAGAUUGCCGAAGUCGAUGGCGAGCACCAGUUCGAAGUGCUGGCUACCAACGGUGACACCUUCUUGGGUGGUGAAGACUUUGACAUUCGUCUGAUCGACUACCUCGUUGACGAAUUCAAGAAAGAAAGCGGCAUGAACCUUAAAGGUGAUCCGCUGGCGAUGCAGCGUCUGAAAGAAGCUGCCGAGAAAGCCAAGAUCGAGCUGUCGUCGAGCAUGUCGACUGACGUUAACCUGCCGUACAUCACAGCAGAUGCUACCGGUCCUAAGCACUUGAACGUGAAGAUUUCUCGCGCCAAGUUGGAGGCACUGGUUGAAGACCUGGUUCAGCGUACCAUCGAACCUUGCCGCAUUGCAUUGAAAGACGCUGGCAUCGACGUUGGCUCCAUCAACGACGUGAUCCUGGUGGGCGGUCAGACUCGUAUGCCGCUGGUGCAGCAGAAAGUCACCGAGUUCUUCGGUAAAGAAGCACGUAAAGACGUCAACCCGGACGAAGCGGUUGCCAUGGGUGCUGCGAUUCAGGGCGCGGUAUUGGCCGGUGAUGUGAAAGACGUGCUGUUGCUGGACGUCAGCCCGCUGACCCUGGGUAUCGAAACCAUGGGUGGCGUGAUGACCGCGCUGAUCGAGAAAAACACCACGAUUCCUACCAAGAAAUCUCAGGUGUUCUCGACUGCCGAUGACAACCAGGGCGCCGUGACUAUUCAUGUGCUGCAAGGUGAGCGUAAGCAAGCCUCUCAGAACAAGUCUCUGGGCAAGUUCGACCUGGCUGAUAUUCCACCAGCGCCUCGUGGUGUGCCACAAAUCGAAGUGACCUUCGACAUCGACGCCAACGGCAUUCUGCACGUAGGUGCGAAAGACAAGGCGACCGGGCAAAGAGCAGAAGAUCACGAUCAAGGCCAACUCCGACUUAUGGCAAAGCGUGACUAUUACGAAGUUUUGGGUGUGGAGCGUGGUGCCAGCGAGGCGGAGCUGAAAAAGGCUUACCGUCGUCUGGCGAUGAAGCACCACCCGGACCGUAAUCCGGAUAACAAAGAAUCCGAAGAAAUGUUCAAAGAGGCCAAUGAGGCCUACGAAUGCCUAUGUGAUCCCAAUAAGCGUGCAGCCUACGAUCAGUAUGGCCAUGCCGGUGUCGACCCAAGCAUGGGGGGCGGCGGCGCCGGUUUUGGUGGGCAGAACUUCUCCGAUAUUUUCGGCGAUGUGUUCAGCGACUUCUUUGGCGGCGGCCGCGGUGGUCAGCGUGGCGGCGGCGCGGGAGGCAAGGGUGGGCCGAUGAGCUUCGGGAAGAGCAAGGCACGCCUGCUCUCCGAAGAUCAGGUGAAAACCACUCUGGCCGACGUUGCCGGUUGUGAUGAAGCUAAAGAGGAAGUGGGCGAGCUCGUCGAGUUCCUGCGCGAUCCGGGCAAAUUUCAGCGCCUUGGUGGGCGUAUUCCGCGCGGUGUGCUGAUGGUCGGUCCUCCGGGUACUGGUAAAACCUUGCUGGCCAAGGCGAUUGCUGGUGAAGCCAAGGUGCCGUUCUUCACGAUUUCCGGUUCUGACUUUGUCGAAAUGUUCGUCGGUGUCGGCGCAAGCCGUGUUCGCGAUAUGUUCGAGCAAGCUAAGAAGCAUGCGCCGUGCAUUAUCUUUAUCGACGAAAUUGACGCCGUUGGUCGUCAUCGUGGUGCGGGCAUGGGCGGUGGUCACGAUGAGCGCGAGCAAACGCUCAACCAAUUGCUCGUGGAGAUGGAUGGUUUCGAGAUGAAUGACGGCAUUAUCGUCAUCGCCGCAACCAACCGUCCUGAUGUGCUUGACCCCGCGUUACUGCGUCCAGGCCGUUUCGACCGUCAGGUCGUGGUUGGCCUGCCGGACAUUCGUGGACGCGAGCAGAUUCUGAAAGUUCAUAUGCGCAAAGUGCCGAUGGGCGACGACGUUGCUCCUGCGGUGAUUGCUCGUGGCACCCCAGGUUUUUCCGGUGCCGACCUUGCCAACUUGGUGAACGAGGCGUCGUUGUUUGCAGCGCGUACCGGCAAGCGCAUUGUUGAAAUGAAAGAAUUCGAGCUGGCAAAAGACAAGAUCAUGAUGGGCGCCGAGCGCAAAUCCAUGGUUAUGUGAGGUAACGGGUUUCCUGGCUG
Messenger RNA from Closterium sp. NIES-67, 2729 nucleotides. Lineage: Eukaryota; Viridiplantae; Streptophyta; Zygnematophyceae; Desmidiales; Closteriaceae. The record is from the annotation of a GenBank genome assembly.